This is a messenger RNA of Talpa occidentalis (Iberian mole), 2644 nucleotides long. RefSeq names its product TP53 regulated inhibitor of apoptosis 1 (gene TRIAP1). NCBI's taxonomy places the organism in Eukaryota, Metazoa, Chordata, Mammalia, Eulipotyphla, Talpidae. The coding region runs from base 46 to 276 and encodes 76 amino acids. The record is from RefSeq and is a predicted model, not a curated record. The transcript is spliced from 2 exons.
ACGCGCCUAAGAUUGAUGACAUCAGGGUGAGCCGCCGCCGCCGCCAUGAACAGCGUCGGGGAGGCCUGCACCGACAUGAAGCGCGAGUACGACCAGUGUUUCAAUCGCUGGUUUGCUGAGAAGUUCCUCAAGGGAGACGGCUCCGGGGACCCAUGCACCGACCUCUUCAAGCGCUACCAGCAGUGUGUCCAGAAAGCAAUAAAGGAGAAGGAGAUUCCCAUCGAAGGACUGGAGUUCAUGGGCCAUAGCAAAGAAAAGCCUGAAAGCUCUUCUUGAUCUUGACAGUCAUCUUGAAAAAGGACUCCUCAAAUCAGGAAAUUGAGGAACUAUGGAUUUUGUCAAUUAAGACCGAAGAUAGCCAUCCAUUCGAUGAGGAGUUUAGGAGGGAGAAUUUUUGUUUCCUCCUUUGUUUUCCUCGCUUGUAAAAGGUGAGGAGUCAACAUUCUGCUUUGAGAUGAUUUCUCACUUGCUCUGGCAUCUUGCAGGACUCUAUGUGCUAAUACUGAAUGACUUAUUGAGAUUAUGGUUGCAUUAGUUGGUCUGGAAUCAGCUUUAAUUAUACCUUGUAUGUAAAUAAUGGUAAACUUGUCAGGGUUGCCUGACUUCUUGAGUUAUGCUGCAGACGACAUUAGGUUCAACUGCUCUUGGGUGAGUGUUCAUGGGAGCAAUGGUUAGGACAUCUCUUUUUUCUCAGGGAAAUUAAUGGUCUGAAAACGAACCCCCAGCACAACAGUUUCAAUCAAUGCUUGGGAGCAAUUUUGCUUUUUAUAUAACUUAAUGGUAAAGAUUGCUGGUGGACUGGGUUAGCCAAGAGGAGGUAACUUUUAAUAGUUACCUGCCUUCUCAGAUUCACAUUCGAAACUGAAGAAUUUUGCCAUGAACACCAUUUCAGAGCUCAGUGUACCCCAGGAAUUAAGAUCCUUGGAGUAUCUAUGGAAGAUCCUAAAUUGUAAGGAUUUGCUGUUGACAGCUCUCAACCCAAGUCAAUGGAUUACGUCAACCCAUAGAUCAUAAAAAUGUCAAAAUGCUGCAUCUGGUUAAAAUGAAGGGUUGGGGGAGGAAAAGUUAUGCUUUAUUUGCAUCGUUUACCCACCCUGCCAUGUCUGUAAUCAUGGAGAUGGAAUAAAUUGUAAUAUUUGGUGUCUAUUAUUAUUUGCCCUCGGAACUUAGUGUACUGUAUCUAAAAACUAUUACCAUGUACGGAUCCCAUAUAUAUUGAGGAAUUUUAGCAAACUCUAAAAUUGAUUUCCAGGGCCUCUCCUGGUGGCGCAGCGAUUGAGCGCUGGGCUGCAAGGCUGCCCGAAGCCUCUGCAGCGCUGGUUCAUUCCCCGGUCAGCGGCGAGGGAAAUGAAAAUAAAAAAAUAAUAAAAUUGAUUUCCAUUGUAAGCUACAAAAAUAUUUUCUUAAAAUGUGUAUAUAACAACACAUAACCACGCAAAUGCCAGGAUCAGGUGAGCACUUACAUACUUUAAAAUGUCUCCACAAUUGCUCAAGUAAUCAGGUUCAGCUUGCUACACGCCUUAAAGACAGUAUGAAACUUGAUUUAUAGAUGGUCUGAAUUUUCUUCUCCCCUCUCUACCAAUUACUAUUUCAUAUUUAAUAUGACCAGCCCUUAAUGUCAUUUCAGUGUAUAAAUAUAUUUAUAUUUUGACUGGUUCAAGUCCAUUAUACAAAGAUUGUUAAGGUUAUUUGGGACGCAGCUGGGAAGCGCAGUGGCAAGCUGAAGUGUAUCUGUCUUGGACUCAUCACUUCAGCUCUGUAAGGACUCAAAAGCUCCGGCUGUGGUUAAAUCCUGAAAUGGCCAAGAUUCUUUUUCCCUACUGUAAAUGGCUUUCACAUCCUGUGUUUUCAUAUGCCUCACUCUUGCAUUGCCAGCUUACAGUACAUACAACAUUAUUACCUAAACUUGUAGCCUCUUGAAAGUUGUCACAAAACUGGUUGAGCCUUGAUACAACCAGCUUUUUUUUUCUUUUUUAAAUAUUUUAUUUUAUAUAAUUCUUAUAUCAUUUUUCAUUUUUGCACAAUGUAUGCAUUUUCAUUUUGGUUAUAUUCCCCAUACAAUUCCCAUCCCCAAGCACACAACCAGCUUUAAACCCACUGUUUUUAUGCAAUUGUUACUAAAGAUGAUUAAAAUGAUUUUUUGAUUGUUCCUCAUACUAUUAUUUCAUUCUCAUAAAGUGACUACAACUAUCCUAGUUAUUUCAAAGGCUUUAAAUUUUUAUGAGGAAUUCUUUUGUUACUGUUACUUUUCCCUAAUUUAUGGAGACCGGAAAGUUCUGGCUCUAAAAACAACUAUAUGCAGAAUGUGUCCAUGCCUUUACUUCUCCAAAGGUUUCUGAUCCUUUCAGACUUAGGGUGCUGAGAGAGAUGACCCCAAGGUGAGAACACUUUUGGAGAAAAUUAUCUGUCUAUAGCUCAUAAUCUGCAGCAAAUGCUGGUGGAAUGGAAAAAGCUGAUUGCAGGAAGUGAGUGUUACUUCUUGAUAAUCACUGGUACCGCUAGAUAUAAACUGUAAUCACGCAAUGUCUCUUGUCAUCCAGAGUGUGUCAGGAACCAAUCUUGAUAGCGCCACUCAUGGUCCCUUUGCUUUACCCACUCCAGGCGCAAGAAACCAGGAAUAGGCAUAUUAUAAAUACUAUUAUUU